AUGGCUAUCUACACCGUCCUACGUCGUGCCACCGCCGCCGUAAUUCCUCUGGCUGCUCGCCGCACGGUGGCUUCUUCUUCCAGAACAUUCCACAGCGCACUCUCUGUCAAACUCCUUUCUCACCAAGAGAUGAUUCCUUUUGUACCUUCUCGUAGCUUCGCUAACGCCGUCGCAAAGAAGUCCAUCCCAGAUUCUAAUCUUAUUAAAGUACUUCAAUCUGAAAUCAAUUGCGCCCUCGAGGACAAUGAAGCUACUGAACAAGUUGAAAUUCCUGUUGGAUUUCCUUUUGAGAUUGAGGACAAUCCUGAAGUAAGAACUAUUCAAUUAAAAAGACAAUAUGAGGAUGAAGUUAUCACAGUUCAAGUUGACAUCCCUACCAGAACACCUGAAGAAAACGAGGGUGACGAUGCAGAUGACAAUGAGAAGAAUGAUACUGAAUCUAGCAUUCCUUUGGUUGUGACUGUUUUCAAAGGAAAUGGAGUGUCCUUAGAGUUUGGCUUGACUGCUUACCCUGACGAGGUUUUGAUCGAUAGCUUGUCAAUUAAGAAGCCCGACGAUUCUGAAGAUGAGCUGGCAUAUGAGGGACCUGAGUUCACUGAUUUGGAUGAAAAUCUGCAAAAGGCUUUUCUCAAGUAUCUCGAGAUCCGGGGGAUAACAGCAGGCACAACCAACUUUUUGCAGGAAUACAUGUUUAACAAAGACAGCAAGGAAUAUUUAUUGUGGCUGAAGAAAGUGAAGAGCUUCGUUGAGUAA
Messenger RNA from Lathyrus sativus (Indian pea), 753 nucleotides. Lineage: Eukaryota; Viridiplantae; Streptophyta; Magnoliopsida; Fabales; Fabaceae. The record is from the annotation of a GenBank genome assembly.